CUGGCCUUUUCACAAUCGGAGAAACAGACCGGAGCAGAUGACCUAGACUAAGUCUUACACAUGAGCGGCACAUAAAACGGUUCUACCACAUGGACAGACACUUCAGAUCCCCAUCCCUCGUUUAAGUGGGUUAUAUCGUCCUGCUUAAUUGGAUAUUCAAGUGAAGACAGUUAAAGGCAUGACUGGGGACUUAGCUGAGAAGUAAUACAUCAUAUCUACGCAGGGUCGCAAGUUCGUCAGUACCAUAACCAAGAACAUGUUUCCUAAUCAGAAAGCAGUUCGAAGCAAAGAUCUAAAUCAGAGGAGAGCACUGUCACAAAAUGUAGGACAAAGCCUGAGAUCUGUACAUCACACACCGAGUAAUCGGCAAGGAGAUGGAGAAACUUACUUCCGGCCCACCAUCGCUGCAGCGUCAAGGUCAUCAAGAAAAGAAGCGGCACCGAAGACGUCGACAGCGCCCUCAUCACAACCACCUCCUGAGGAUCAGAAGAAAAAUACCACUUUGAAUCAACAUCAGAGAAUCGGAAAGCAUGCAGGUCGCGAGGACAAUCGCAAAGAAUAUCUGCGCCCUCGUCAAAACCAGGCAUCACACAAUACAAGCACGAACGUAACCUCUACUUCACCGCCUCCUUACUCAGAUGAGCCGUCUACAGAGUCGAGAACGAAUGUCCGCUACGGGCCUAUCCUUCCACCUACCCCAGAUAAAACAGCUAAACGGCGUUGGUCUGUCUGCGAUGAUAUGGAUGGAGAACAGCUAGAUUCCAUUGCCAAAGGAAUGAUGAGCAAUGUUAGGCUUCCGAAGCAGAAAAAAGGUGUCAAGAUUGCUGGGCGGCGAAUAGGAAAGGCUAAGCGCAAAAGGAGAAAAAAGGAAAAUGACGCUGAAGCUAGUACGAGUGAAUGCCGAUCUAAGACAAAGAAGUUGCCUAAGAAGGCUAAAUCUGGUCACACCGAGUAA
Messenger RNA from Strongylocentrotus purpuratus (purple sea urchin), 955 nucleotides. RefSeq lists its product as uncharacterized. Lineage: Eukaryota; Metazoa; Echinodermata; Echinoidea; Camarodonta; Strongylocentrotidae. Bases 257 to 955 code for a protein of 232 amino acids. The record is from RefSeq and is a predicted model, not a curated record. The transcript has 3 exons.